CACUUUUCCCUUGCCUGUCCUUGUUCCUCCUCCUUAUUCUCGCACCAAACGCACCAUCCCCUGUCACCCGUCCAACUUUCCCUCCAGCCCUCUAAACGCACUUCGCGCACCAACCCUUCAGCCAUCGAUUCAUAAUCAUCUUCUCGAAUCAUUCACGACAAGAGCAACAACUCGAAGUUCUGAUUCCUAACGCCGCCAUCAUCUGAUGUCCAGGCUGGCCUCCCACCUAUCCAAUCACCUCUUUGAACGGUGUUGACAGCCUCAGACGCAACCCAAGAAGUCCCCAAGCCUCAAACCAAGCCACAGUCUACCCCGUUGAACUCGACUUCCCAAGCUCAUCCACCAAACCAUCUCUAAGACCCCUGUGGCCCUCGAGCCGAGGGUCGAGGUUCUACUCCCUCUCUACAUAUAAUUCUACAAUCCUAAAACCAUCAAAAUGCCAGCAGCGUACGCGGUACGAGAUGGCGGCGAUGCCAAGAGCAAGAAACAAUCAAUGGCAGACCUCAAACUGCGUCGACUUCAAGAGUUAAAUUCACGGCUGAAGGAAGACCUGGAAAGACCGAGAGUGAAAGUUGCUGAAGCUUCUAUGAGUCUGAUCAACUACUGCAAUCAAACGCGAGAUUAUAUGGUUCCCUCAGUUUGGGGGCAAGUCGACAGAAAGGAAGACCCUUAUAACCCUCAAAGCGGUGGAAGCGAAGGAUGCUGCACUGUCAUGUGAAGACCUGCGAGCUUGCCAGCUUCGCAAUCCUCCUAUUCAACCAAGGCUUCCAGACGAGAGAAGCAGAAGAUCAGCUUGGUGCUGACAACAAGCGCCCUAGCUCGAGACCUUGAUAUAUGUUUUCGAAAAAAAGCAUCUGGCGCAGAUGGCGUUGAUAGCGCACGCCGACAGAGGCGAUGGCGAGAAUGCAUGGGAAGGAUCACCAGCACUUUGCUUGUGCUUUGUCCAGGAGUGGGGAGCUUGAUUCUACGAAUUCGAUAAGAAAUAUCGCGAUAGGGUACUUUUGAUGGAUCAUGAAAGGCUUGAUAUCUAUACCUUUGUGCGAGACAAUCUGAGCAUCAACACGAUGAUCAUAUUGACAGGAUCGUAUCCUUUAAUGUGUGUUUGCCUCUAACAUUGCGCCGAUCUCUGGCGCCAUCCUGCUGGAACUGAAGCAGAUAUCCACACACAAGCUCAGAGCUCAUCUACAACACCGUUUGCAACUGCUCUGACGCCUUGAAAGCACAUGGGUUGCCGCUCGAUUUACCGAGGGCAUACAGAACUCGGGAGUCGACUGGCCCGGCUGCGAGCGCUACCAGUAAAAUUAAAGUAUGGCUUCCAGGGGCACCAAGCCCCAGCUUCCCUGGCUAAGGUCGCCCGAGAGAUUGCGACUUAUGGGCUUCGCUUAGGCAUGUCUGGCAUCCAACAGAAUCAGCACCCGGUGUGUCGGGACCCCUCUUUGCUAUUUUUGUCCAAGUUCGGGCCUCUAGCGGCCGCCGAGUCACCACCAUGAAGUGCAAGAGAAAUCAGCGUGACUUAAGGACCGAGAGAACCACACCGUCGCUUGGUGAGCAAGUAGAUAACAAAAUAGCCGACAGCAUCAGAGGAUAUGAAUCGUUUUAGCACUAUUGAUUCUACACCCAUAGCUAGGUUCCUCG
Molecule: messenger RNA, 1635 nt
Organism: Exophiala mesophila
Lineage: Eukaryota; Fungi; Ascomycota; Eurotiomycetes; Chaetothyriales; Herpotrichiellaceae
Exons: 2
Coding region: 437-718 (93 amino acids)
Biological process (GO): G protein-coupled receptor signaling pathway
Cellular component (GO): heterotrimeric G-protein complex
Molecular function (GO): G-protein beta-subunit binding
Source: RefSeq, a predicted model, not a curated record